Molecule: messenger RNA, 1011 nt
Organism: Medicago truncatula (barrel medic)
Lineage: Eukaryota; Viridiplantae; Streptophyta; Magnoliopsida; Fabales; Fabaceae
Exons: 3
Coding region: 79-1011 (310 amino acids)
Molecular function (GO): polysaccharide binding
Source: RefSeq, a predicted model, not a curated record
ACAUCCCAAAUAUGAACAUCGAAGUCCAAAGUUUUUGACCUUUAACCUAUUUCAAUCAAAAAACCCAACUUGGUUACUAUGUUGUUGAUGAGAGUGAUAUUGGUACUGUUGUUACCGUUUAUGCUUCUACUCCAACAAGGUAACAGCAGCACUACAACAAAUGCUUGUCCACCUUCUUCUUGUGGCAAAAUUUCCAACAUAAGUUACCCAUUUCGAUUACAAGAUGACCCCAAACACUGCGGAGAAAGCAGGUACGAACUAUCUUGUGAAAAUAAUGUGGCAACUUUAUAUUUGUAUUCGGGAAAAUAUUAUGUGCAAUCCAUCAACUACAACAAUUUCACAAUCCGAGUUGCUGAUCCUGGAGUCAUAGAAUAUAAUUUCAAUUUACUUCCACAUUAUUCAUUGUCUCGAUCUAAUUUCUGUGAUACCUAUAAUAACGACGAAAAUUGUACGGAUCCAUACCAUGCCGGUUACAGGGGCCAACUCUACAGUUCUGAAAACAAGCUUUUCGAGCACAUUGUUUACCUUAACUGUAGCCAUCCAGUACGUAACAAUCCUAAAUAUGUGAAUACUUCUUCCUGUCUCACUCAGGAGUCCAAAUCAAAAGGCUAUUAUAUUUAUGCUAUAGCUGGUCAUAUAACUGCUGAAGAUUUACAAGUUGGUUGUCAUGUGAAAUUUAUUACUCCCACUUCUUUGAAGGGUUUGCAAGGAAAUCAAGUAAUAUCAUAUGAUGAAAUACAAAAGGCAUUAGUGUAUGGAUUUGAGAUUUCAUGGUUGCGUCUUCCUUGUCAGAAUUAUUGUGAAAAGUCCGAGCUCUGUUACUUCGACACUACCACACAGAAACUUGGAUGCAAUGUGCACUAUUGCUUCACUCUUAUGGGAUUUUCAGAGAGUAAUAAUUGUGGGAAAUGGUCUCGGAUUGUUUUAUCAGCUAAAGAUAUCAUCAAAGUUUUCUGGAAUGGGCUUAAGCAAAAAGAGAAACAAUUUUACAGGGGUGGUGAGUUUCUUUAA